AUGUCUAAUAUGUACGACCGUAGGAAGUUACAACAAGAACUCAAAAAAAUCAAAUUGAACGAGAAAUUAUCAGAAUCUCAACAAUCUAAGGAUCAUUCAGACUCUGGUAACGUUAAUGCAAGUCUGAAUAGUAGUAAAAAUCUCGCAGCGAAUGAUGUUCCUGGAAAAAAAAGUUAUGCUGGAGCUUUAAGUGUGAAGAAUCCAGGAGAUGGAUCAAGUUUAAAGAACACUAGUGAUACCGGACCUUAUUCUGGACGUGGAGAUCUAACUUAUCCAGAUGAUCAUUUUAGAUCAAGCGUUGCCAGUUCUAGCAAAAGUGAUCUUAGUUCUGGAUUAGAAGGUAGCAGUAGCAGCGCCCAAAGUUCUGAUCAAUCCAGUCAUGUCCCAGAACAAGAUGACCAUCAAACAGUAUAUGCAUCAAUGGAAAGUUGCAUUGACGAAAAGUCUCGAGCAGAAGAUUGUUUCGAUUACUUUACAUUAGCACUAAUUUCACCGGUGACAAAAGCACUAUUAGGAAAAAGAUCCGGUAAAACAUACCGUAGACAUAAAUUGAUUGAUGACUGGGCGAUUCACGGAUUGUGGCCUACAGCUCGGGAAGGUGGAGAAGAACUUCAAGAUUGGUGUAACCGGAUACUCCUAAGAUACAACGAGCGGCUACUGAUUGGUAAAGAAACCCUGGUAGAAAGACUCCGUAAGCUGUGGUUCGCUUUGUACAAUGAGUCUGACAGAACUGAUGAGUCCUUUUGGCGGUACCAGUUCAACAAACACGGUAAAUGUGCCACUCGCUCAGUUUAUGUUAAUGACCAGCUAGGAUACUUUCAGGUGACGUUUGAAUUGUAUGAUGACAUAAACCUCAAGAAAACCCUGGCGGAUGGUGGAUUUGUCAAAGGAUCUUAUGUUAAGUUGACAGAGUUAUACAAUAUUGUUAAAAAGAAACAUGGUUGUUAUCCUUAUAUAGGAUACUGGUAUGAUUACAUAACCCAAGAACAUUACUUAUUGGAAAUCCAACUCUGUUAUGACCACAAUUUAAGGCCUAUAAACCAUCCAGAGGAGAAACAUAAUGAUCCGAAGAUUAGAAACAUUGAAAUUUCUUACCUAGCAAGAGUGCCUCGAUGA
This is a messenger RNA of Cotesia congregata, 1116 nucleotides long. NCBI's taxonomy places the organism in Eukaryota, Metazoa, Arthropoda, Insecta, Hymenoptera, Braconidae. The record is from the annotation of a GenBank genome assembly.